Molecule: messenger RNA, 14751 nt
Organism: Schistosoma curassoni
Lineage: Eukaryota; Metazoa; Platyhelminthes; Trematoda; Strigeidida; Schistosomatidae
Source: the annotation of a GenBank genome assembly
AUGCUUCAAUUCUAUUUUGGAUUAUAUGGAUUAGCUAUCUUUUUAUGUUUUCUUGGGUUUUUAUAUGCUUUAAUUGAAAAAGCAUAUAAACAGUUAAAAAUUAAUAUAAACAAAUCUCAUUUAUCAAAUUAUUCUGAAAUCAUUUCAUUCAAUUCAAAUCAAAAUAGUACAACUCAUAAAAAGAUUUCAAGUAUCAUUGAAAAGGUUGAACCAAACAAUUUAAUGGAUACAAUGAAAACCAAUGAAAUCUUUGAAAGUUCUUAUAAUCAAGAGAAUAAUGAAAAUCAACUCAAUGAUUCAGAUAUAAGUACACCAACUGAAGAAAUGAAAACAAUAAUAAAUGGAAAAUACAUUGAAAAUAAUCAUGAUCAAACUCAUGCUAAAUUAGGUAUAUCAAUGAAAUCAUUCACUGAUCGUCGACAAGAACGUCGUAAACAUGAAUAUGAUACUGGAAAUACACUUAUAGAAGAUUCAGAUGAGACAACAAAUGUUAGCAAUUGUUCAAUGUUAUCAGAUAAAUUAAGAAAUUCAAUACAAAUAACUAAUUUGGAUAAUGCUGAAACUGACAAUAUUAAUCAUAACGAUAUUAAUGCAAUGGAUAAAACGGAUUCUUUAGAUGAUUUAUUAGAGAAAAAUAUUCAAUUCUGUGAAGAAACUUGUGAACUAGGCUUAAAAGACUGUUUAUUAUUAGUACCGAAAUACACUACAAUUGAUUCAACAGAAUAUAAACAAUCUAUUAAUAUAACAACAAUAUCAACAGAAAUGAAAGAAGGUCAAGUUAAUGGAAAUCAAUCGACUAUUCCAAAAAAGAAUCCAGAUUCAAAUAUGAGAUCUAAAAUCAAUCCUGAUCGUGAAAGCAAUUCACCGAGUAUUGCUUCAGACAUACCGAUUCCAAAGACGAGACGUUUAUCUUUACGCUCUAAGCGCAGUUUUGACUGUUCAUUUGAAUUAUGGGAUGAAAAUUAUUUCUCUACGGAACGGAAGGUAUCUCAACUUGAAGGUGUUCAUUAUGCAGCUUUCAAUGUAAAUAAAGAAAAAAGAGAAAGUUCACCUGAACUAGUCAAUUUAAUCGAAGAUCAACAAGUAACUUGUUUAGAUGCAGAUAAUCCAGAUAAUUGGGUUGUACGUGUUCAUCCAUUUUUACAAAACGCUAGUAGUUUCAAUAAACAAACUAAAAAGGAUAAUACACUUACCGAUUCACAAACUAUAGAUGAAAAUGAUACUAAUAAUUUAGUUGAAGUUAUUGUAUCAAAUUCACAAGAAUCUCAAAGAACCUGUGAAGAAAUUAAAAAGAUUGGUCGUGCUAAAGCUGUUUGUUUAACACGAAAUUUAAAAAGUGCACAACGUGGAAAAAGAAAUCCAAGAGAAUCUUUCAGAGAAGAUGUUAUUAGUUUCUCAAAUAAACAACAAGAAUCUCGAAUGAAACUAAGGUAUACACUAACUGAGCUCUGUGAUACUGAACUUGAAUAUUCCAGAGCACUGAGACAAUUGUCUGAUAUAUUAGAUUCAUUAAAUGGCAAAAUUAUUUUGAACUACUCAGAUAAUUCAGAGAAAAUUCUCGAUUAUCCUAAAUCAAUUAGUGAUAAUAUUAAAGGUCUUCAAGAUACUCUGAAAAGAAUUAUUCAAUUUUGUGGUAUGUUCUUGGAAAAAUUGCCUUUGUACUCAUCUGAUCCAGGAAAAUCUGCUGAAUGUUUUACAAAAACUCCCGAACGUUGGUAUGAUUAUACAUUAUUCUUUAUACAUUCGGAUUAUUUAAUAAAUCAUCUUACACAAAUCAUUUCAAAUGAUAUUGAAAUAUCAUUUAGUCUUUCUAUUACAGAUUCUAUACAAAAAUCAACAAUUUUAAUAAAUGAUCAAAUGGAUACAUCCAUAACAACUAAUCAUUCUAAUAAUAAUAUUUCUCUAAGAAAUUUUUUAGAUUUUUUAAAUAUACCAAGAAAACGACUAAAUGUAUAUAAUGGAUUAUUAAAAGAUAUAACAAGAUAUAUUGCCUAUGAUAAUACAUUAAUUAAUAAUCUUGAAUUAGCCAUGAUUUAUAUAAGUAGAGUACAAAGAUGUUCAGAGGAAUUUAUAUAUUUUUGGUCAAAAGUUGAUAUAAAUUUCAAUCAAAUAUUUAAUAUAGAAAAAUUAGAUGAGAAUAGAUUAUUAUUAUUAUUAUUUGAUGAAUGUAUACCACCGCCAAUUAUACGAAUAACGGAUAUUAAAAUCGGUCAACAUAAAAGUAUUCAACUAGAUCAAAACGAAAUGAAAAUGGAAAGAUUAAUUCUUCUACCUGAUCAUUUAUUAUCACUUAAAAAAGCCAAUGAAAAUAAUUCAGUUUAUUGUUGGAAAGUGAAUAGAAUAAUUAAUCUUGAUGAACUUCGUAUUGGUGAAUAUGGCAACGAUGGAAAUGAUGAAACAUCAUUUGAAUUAUGGAAUAUAUCAGGCGAAGCUCCAAUUAAAUUAGUUUUUCGUAUCACUUGUCCCAACAUUAUUAGUCGUAAUGCAUGGGUUGAAGAUAUAAGAUACGCAAUCAAAGAAAAACUUAAUAACUCUAUAGAAGAUACAAAUAUACCAAAAUCAAUUGUCGGUUCACAUAUUGAAGCAUAUUGGAAUUCAAAGAAACGUUUCAGUGGAAUAAUGGAACUUCCAUCGUGUCCUAGUGAAUCUAUCAGUGAAAUGUAUUUUGAUGCAAUGGAAAAUGUUCAACAAAUUAAUUCUCAAAAUGUUCAUGCAUCACAGCUAUCACAAAUAGAUAAAUGUGAAGUGAUUAAAACUUCAUUUAAUCAAAAAUCUACUUCAUCCUCAUCGUAUUAUACUGCUGAGGAACCAAUAGAUGAGAUCGGAAAAGAUCAAGCUCCAUCUACAAAUCUGUUCGAAUCUUAUUCAACAUUGGAUGGUGUACAGACUCCAUUUUCAGAGGAUCAACAAUCUCUUGCAGACUUCCAAAUGUCUCCUGAAAAUCGGGGAAAUCAAACUCAACCAUUAACAACUACAUCUACCAAUAUGACAGGAACUGAUACUUUAGCUAAACAGUUAACGGUUAAUGCUGGUGAACAAAUUCAGUUCAAUGCAUCAUUCACUAUUACUGGUCCAGUUGCUUAUGAAACAACUUGGUAUAUGAAUGGUGAACCAAUGAAACCUGAUAUAGGUGCUGAAAUGAUAUUGUCGGACCGUGAUACUCGUUUACUUAUAUCAAAUGCUGAUCCUUUGAUACAUUCAGGAACAUAUUCAUGUCGUUGUCGUCUUUUUGAGGGCACUGAAACUGCUGUUUAUUUUUGUGUUAAUAUACUAACAGCCAAACUAGAUCGCAAUGAUACAAAUGAUAAUGAAUCAGAUCAGCUGAAACUAACAAAUUUUAUACAGGCUGAUUUAUUUCAUCCAAUUACCAAAGAAUUAGAUUUACCAAUAGGUAAACUUUUAGAAAUUCAAGUUAAGAUUGAUGAAGAAACUGUAUUGAAACAAAUGGAGAAUAAUAAUAAGGAAAAUAUUCAAGUUAAUUGGUAUCAAAACUCAACACUAAUUGAACCUAGUUCAACGUGUGAAAUGCUCAAAAUUAAUGACCAGUUUAUUUUACGAUCAACUACAAAUAAUUUACAACCUGAUAAGUUAUACAACUACACAUGUAUGUUGAGACUGCCCGAAAAUUCUUCUAUGUCUCCAGCACCAAGUAUCACCAUACCGGUAAGUUUUCAUUGUCCAACAGUUAAAGAAUUAGAAACUGAAUUCAAGAAAUGUAUCGACAAAAAUAAGGCAACAGUCGAAAAUAAUCGAAUCUUUGAAGUCAAAUUAGGAGAGGAUGAUGCAUUUCAAUUAAAUGUACCUAUUCAACAUGGUUCUCACGACCAAGAUUUUGUCGUAUGGUGGACACAUGAAGAUGAACUUUUGACAGGUGAUCAUUUACCGUCGAAAGAAAGUGAGUAUAAUUGUUCACUUGAGCUCAGUAAACAGUCGAACGAAAUGAUAGCCAAACUUUCUAAAACUCCAACAGGACUUAACGAUUGUGGUAUAUAUAAAUGUUGGACUGUUUCACAAUCAUUGAAAGGUAAUAUCGUUGGGUGUACAAAUGUUGCAGUAACAGUGAGACAAGAGGAAGCUACACUGAGUGAAAAGUCAAAUGACAAAGAGAAGGAAAAAGAAGCGAAGAAUUUACAGGGAGAUAAGAUAAGUAUGGUCGAUGGGGUUGAAACAAACCUUCUUAAUAAGGAAGACGAGGAAAUAAACCAGGAGGUGCCCUCAAUGAAAAAGGAAGAGGAAGAAAAGAAGAGGAACGCAGAAAACAUUUUCAAGCAAGAGAAGCAAGAUUUAAAGAAAGAGGAAAGCGAAGAGACGAAAAGAAAAGAAGAAAAGAUCGUUAGACUGAGACGAGACGAAGAAGAGGCUUCAAAGAAACAGGUGGAGGAAGAAGGAAAGAAUAAGGAAGUAGAGGAAACUGCGAUGAAGCGAAAGCAGAAAAAAGAUGCUGAGAGCAAACGAAAAGAAGUUGAAUUGAGACGAAAAGAAGAAGGGAUUGCAAAAAUGGAGGAAGAAGAGAUUGAUAGGAAACGAAAGGAGGAAGAAGAUGCUGAGAGUAAACGAAAAGAGGAAGUUGAAUUGAGACGAAAAGAAGAAGAGAUUGCGAAAAUGGAGGAAGAAGAGAUUGAAAGGAAACGAAAGGAGGAAGAAGAUGCUGAGAGUAAACGAAAAGAAGUUGAAUUGAGACGAAAAGAAGAAGAGAUUGCGAAAAUGGAGGAAGAAGAGAUUGAAAGGAAACGAAAGGAGGAAGAAGAUGCUGAGAGUAAACGAAAAGAAGUUGAAUUGAGACGAAAAGAAGAAGAGAUUGCGAAAAUGGAGGAAGAAGAGAUUGAAAGGAAACGAAAGGAGGAAGAAGAUGCUGAGAGUAAACGAAAAGAAGUUGAAUUGAGACGAAAAGAAGAAGAGAUUGCGAAAAUGGAGGAAGAAGAGAUUGAAAGGAAACGAAAGGAGGAAGAAGAUGCUGAGAGUAAACGAAAAGAGGAAGUUGACUUACGACGAAAAGAAAGGAAAGUUACCAAGAUGAAGAAAGAGGAGGCAGAGUCUGAUAAGAAGCAAAAGGAUGGAGAGAUUGCCGGGAUAAAGAAAGAGAAGGACGAAGUAGAAAAAAGACAACAUAAAGAGGAGGAAGAUGAGAGGUUAGCUAGCCAUAAGGCAGACAAAGAAGAACCAAUAACAAAGACAAAGAAAGAUGAUAUGGAAGGUAAAGAAGGCAGCAUGAAUAAAACGGAUGGAGAAGGAUAUAAAAAAGAGAGUAAAGAAGGGAAGGAUGAAAAGAAGAAGAAAUUAGUACCAACGAAGGACCAAGCGGAAAACGGAAUGAAAACGAAGCCAGUCGGAGAUGUUGAAUUUAAGCCUGAAUCAGAAACAUCUCAGAAGAAGAAUAUCAGGGGCGUAGCAGAACAAACAAAAGACACAGGACAAGGGGAAGAAAUCAAAACGGUCCUAGAAACCGAUUCCGAAAUGAAGAGGGUAGUUGGAGAAUUUAAUAGGGGAGAAAAAGAUAGUGAAGAAAAUAAAGUGGAUGUUAGAGUAGGUGACACAGCUGAGUCACUCAGUGACGAGGAGAGAGAAAAAGGAAAGAAUAAAGUGGAGAAAUCCGACGAAAUACAAACUUUAGAUAAAGGUAAAAAGAGAAGGGGAAGUAGAUCGACUUGGAAGGAUGACAAUAAGGACAGUGAAAAGCUAGUUGGUCAAAUCACAGUGGAAAAUGAAGUGGAUAGAACAAAGCAAACGCUGGAAAAAGAAGAUAAGUUAGAUGACCAAAAUCAGAAGGAAGUAAUCACUAGUGAAGCAGAAGAAUUCCCGGAACACCAUGAUGAAAAAGACAAGAAUAAGACUGAGACAGUGAAAGCAGUACACAAUCAAAUUACAAUAGAUUUCAACAAUUCAGAAAGCACAACAUCUCAAAAUAAACAAACUUUAAUUGAUCAGGUAACGAUCAGUGGAUUAGAACUUAAAUCAGUUAAAAAGGAUAAAAAGAAAGAGAAAGAUGGCGAGACUGGCCACGAGACUAAAAAGAAGAAGAAAAGUGACGGAAAGAUAGGAAUGGAUAAUACUGAAUCGAUUGUUAAUACAGAAUAUCCAACAGAAAAUCAUGUGAACAACAAACUAGAAUCAUUUAAGGAUUAUCAACAAAUUAUUACAGAAUCAUUUCAGAAGCCACAACGUCGAGAAAGUAAGGCAAAGAAGCAUGGAAAAGAUACAAAGAAGAAUAGAUCAGUUGCUGAUACUACUAGUACUACUACUACUACUACUACUACAGGAAAUGAUGAAGAUCUAGCUAAAGAUUACAUAAAAAACAAGGAGGAAAACGAACCGAAAACACAGAUGAACCUGGUUGGAGUAGAAAUUGGCAAAAACAAUCAGGAAGUACUUGAUACGAUGCAAACAACCGAUGCUUUACAGAAUGAAGCAGAAAAUAGAGAACAACAAUGGAAAGAGGAAAAGAAAAAGAAACGAGAAAAAUCGAAAAAUGUUGAUAAGGAAAAUGAAGAUAAUUAUGUUAGCACUACAAGGCAAUCAAUAGUCGGCGAACAAGAUCCAAACAAAAUAGAACUGAUUAAGGACCAGAAACAAGUAGAAAAACGUAAGAAGUAUCGAAAAUCAAUAACAGAAGUUGAUAAAAAUGACGUACGGUGUGAACCAUUAAAAGCUGAAGAAAAAUAUAUGGAAACCAACACUAUGGUUGAUGACCAAAGUGAAGAAAAGAAAAUCAAAGAAGAAUAUAAGGAUUUAAAAUUAAAUAACAGUGAAAAACAAGAUAUUCUUAAUGACCAAUAUAAAACAAAUGAAUAUGAUACUGUUUAUUUAUCACCAAUAAAAGAUCUUGAUCAUGAUCAUGAAGAUGAUAAUAAUAAUAUUUUUUCUACUGAAUUAUUAUCAAAAUAUAUUUGUAAACAAGGUGAAACAUUGAAAUUAGCUGUUGAAUUAAAAAAUAAUGUAUUUGUUAAAUAUUUUGAAUGGUUAGUAAAUGAAAAAAUGAUUGAUCCUGAAUCAACUGCCGAUUUUGUUGUAUGGCAAACUGGUAAUUGGAUUGCAUUGACAAUACCAAAUGUUAGACCAGAUUUAACUGGAACUUAUAAACUACGUGUUGUUACUCCAUCUGGUGAAUAUUAUACAACAGGUGAUCUGUCAGUGAAUGGACAAAAACUACAAACGAAACCAUAUAUCCCAUCACAAGUAGAAGGACUUAAACCAUUAUUUACCAAGAAACUUCAAGAUUACACCGCUGAAGUGAAUGAAACGGUUAGAUUUAGUGGACGUUUAGUAGCUGAGCCACCUGCCACAAUUAUUUGGAAACAUAAUGGUAUUCAAAUUGAAAACAACAAAAGAAUUGAAAUCUAUAAUGAUAAUAUUAAUCCAUUACUUAUUAUACAGAAUGUAAAAGAUGAAGAUUAUGGUGAAUAUAUAUGUUCUGCAUCAAAUAUACUUGGUCAAACUGAAACAAAAGCAGUUUUAUAUAUACAAAGUACUUUAUAUGAACCCAAUAGUUACGAGCAUGAUACAGCUGAACCGUACGAGUCUACUGCUAGACCAACACGGUGUUCAGUUUUGCCGUCAAGAGUAAGUAAUAUUGAACUAAUUGAAGUAGACGAUGAUGGUUUCAAGAUUGCCUGGGAUCCACUAAAUGAACAAGUGACAUAUAAUGUGGAAAUUAGUAAUGAUGCAGGUAGAUGGUGGAAACCUGUACUAACCAACUUACACGAAGUUUCAGCUUACAUCUCAAACGACAUUGCGUGUCCUUUGAAUCCCGUACAAGUAAGGAUAGUAGCUGAAAAUGAAUUUGGCCUUGGACCACCUUGUUUCCCGGUACUUCGUUUACCUAUACGAGCAUGUCUUCCUCACAUGCAAGCAGUUAAACCAGAAGUUGAAUCUGAAGAAGCAACGGCUAUUAAAAUUCGAUGGUGUCCAGCAGUGCCUGCACUUACACCAAACCAACUGCACAAGAAUGUUACGUUAAAUCCAUCGCAAUUACUUGGUAAAGUAACUUACGCAGUUGAGAUUAGGGAAGGAUCUCAAUCAGAAUGGUGUAGAGUGGCAAGUGAUAUACCUUUUCUAUCCUACACUUGUCACUUACGACCUGGCAUCAGCUCUGCUAUACGUAUUGUUGCGAAAAAUAGAUAUGGCGAGUCCUGUCCCACUCCAAUGGCAAUAGUUCAACUCGAUCCUAAUUCAUUAGUUCCGGAUUUAUCACUAGAUCCUCCAUGGAUAGCAAUAAGCCACCCAGGAGAUAACAUCACAGUAAAGAAAAGUAAUAUUCGACUCCUAUGGAAACCUGCAUACAUGCCAGAGUUCUGUACCAGUUGUAUAAAAGGACUAAAACCUUUGUAUCGAGUUGAAUGGAGGCGUGGAUUAUCUGGACAUUGGGUUGAUUUGGCUUGUGGCAUUAGUGAAUGUGAGACGGGUUAUCCUCUCCCAAGAGAUCUUGUAGAAUCCUUGAUUAGAGAAACUCAUGUGGGAAAUGACUUGUCUUUUAACACUGCCAAUUCUAAUAGUUCCAUUGAAUUUCGGAUAUUUUCUUACAAUGAUUUCGGUGAAAGUGGUCCGACUAAAAGCUACAGAUUGAAAGCAUCUCAGAUAUCUAGAGGUCAAGACUGUCGAAAAAAUAGUCAGAUAUCAGAUAAAAUAAAUGACAGGGAUCAAUACGACCACCUAAGUCUUUUGGAUAAGCUGCCGAUUAUUUCAUCCAGUAAGAUACCAAGACGAGAGGUUCAAAUGAUGUCAGUCGAUCCCAAACUGGGUGUCACGCUCAAGUGGGAUCGUUGUACAAGUUCAGAUAUAAAUAAAAGUUCUGAUGAUCACUAUAACUUACUUGGUCGCUAUCGAAUUCAAUGUAAAACUUCAAAUGACGCUGACAGUAAUUCCUCACCUGAUAUGUCUAACUGGACAGUAGUUUGUAGAGAAGACGAUCUAAUUCAUGGUGAACAAUAUGUUCUUGAUGUGAAACCGGGUAAAACAGAACAGUUUGUUAGGAUUCUUAGUUUACAAGAAGAUAAAGAAGGCAAUUUAAAUUGGUUGGAUACCCAUGAAAUUCUUCGUAUACCAGCGUUACAUGAAAUCUGCCCUCCAGCACCAUUAGAUAUAGAGGUAAAAUUGACACCCCCAGUUGAAACAUCAGGUUCCGCAGGAGUUCGUGUCACCUGGAAACCUCCCAACUUUGAACUUCCAUUGAACGACAAUUAUUUAAGACAGAUUAAAAAUCAUGCUCAAAUCGACUAUAGAAUAGAAGCUCGUACAACCUUGAGUGACUUAGCACCUUGGAGACAGAUUGGUAUUGUAUCUGGAUUAUUAGGUAGUAUAGAUGACCAUAAAGCUGAACCCGGUUCACAACUUAUUUAUCGAAUAACACCUAUUAACCAAUUUGGUGAAGGUCCAAGUUCAAGUUCUUAUCCAAUCAAACUUCCACUUUUGUUAACAACUUUAGAAAGAUGUAUUGAAGAUUUUCGUUUUCUAAUACUUGGAUCAAAUACAAUUCAGUUGCGUUGGCGUUUAGGUGAUACAGUGAUUGAUGCAUUAGGAUUUCGGAGAAAUCCAAAUCAGUCAUACAAUAUGACAAGUCAUUUAGAUACAGAUGAAUCAGCUGAAAUAUGUGAACGUGUAAAAUUUUCAAUUGAAAGACGAGAUGGUUAUGCUGGUGAUUGGUAUCCUAUUAGAGAACAAAUCAAUGGAAAUCUUCAUAACAAAAUUAUACUAUCAAAUUUUGAAUAUUUAGAUAAAGAAAUUGCUUGUAGAAUAAUUGCAAAUGUGGAUGGUCAACAAACUAAACCUAGUCGACCUAUCAAUAUUAGUAUUAAGACAGACUUCUUAGUUCCAGAUUUCUCAGCUUUUAAACCACAUUUCAACGUUACAUCAGUUGAGGAAUAUUUGAUAUCAUGGGACGAUCCUGAUAUACAAUCAUUGUAUACAAGUCAUAUUUUGAAUUUAUCAAUACCACAAGUGUUACAAAAAGAUACUACUUAUGCAAUUCAAAUUCAACAUGAAGGUUCAAUUGAAUGGACAACAAUAGCUUCUAAUCUAGAUACAAACCAAUGGACAUGGAUCCAACCAAAUCCAUUGAUUGGUUAUCAUGUUCGUAUUCUACCGUCGAAUCAAUUCGGUUUUGGACAUCCAACUAGAAAUGUGUUAAUACCACCACAAGUUAUUAUCCCUGAUCUAACAUUUAUGCGACCAUCUGUUGAGUCACCGUCAGAUAUUUUAAUUGGUAGAGUUGCGCCAGAACUUGUAUGGCAAAUACCAAAAUCGUAUACUUUAGACAGGACAUUUACUCCAUACACAUUUGAAGUACAAAUUAAAGCUGUAGAGAAGUCAAUAAAUCGUGAAACUAAUGAUGUGGGCAAGAACUCUGAAAAAUCUAAAAGCACAAACAAUGAAAACAUAUGGAGAGUUCUUGCAUCUGGUUUAAAACGAAACCGUUUAUCACUGGAACAUUUAAAUCCCGAACAAGAAUAUUGGUUACGUAUAGUUGCUGUUACCGAAUAUGGUCGUGGUACACCAAGUCAACCUGUACGAAAAAUGGCUGAUUUAACUGCAAAACAUAGCCGAUGUGCAUCAGCAUCCGUCGGAGUGAUACAUGAGCCUACACCUACUUCACCAUCAUUUACUGAACCAGAAACAAAUGUGAUUUAUGCACCAAUUUAUGGUCAACUAGAAUUAAAAUGUACAUUUAGUCCUGUUAAUGCUGAAAAUCAAACACGUUUCAAUUGGUAUUUUGAUGGUAAAUUGUUAGAUACAAAUGUAAAUACUAUUUAUCCAACUUUAAAUCAGAAAUUCUAUAAUACAGUAUCCAAGUCUGGAGAUACAGCUGUAUUACAUUUGAAUGGGUUAAGUGAAAAUGAUUUUGGUUCAUACAUCUGUAAAGCAGUGCAUAUAUUGGGUACUAGUGAAAAAGAAUUUAUUGUAAAGAUGGCAGAUGCUCCUGUAUUUUUAGAAGUUCCUACUCCAUUGUUGACUGUGAAGUUACAUUCACGUUUUGAAUUGCCUUGUUACAUUGAUGCGUUACCACCUCCAACGAUAAUUUGGACUAGAGAUUCAAAAAGAAUUGUUGAAUCACAUCGUACAAAAAUUGGUAAAGCUGAAAAACAAUCAAUCAAUAAAACGCCUCGUAUGUCAAACUGUGAACUUAGUACAGAUGCAACGUUAUCAGUAGAAAAAUGUAUUUAUCAAGAUUCAGGCUUGUAUACGUUAAAAGCUGAAAAUAUAGCUGGUCGAAUAAUGACUAGUUGUUUGAUUCAUGUUGAAGAAAAUCCAACACCGACUAAAAUAACUUUGAGAUGGACAAAUAUUGAAAAGCAUUAUUUUGUAUUGAGACGACUUGAAAGUGAUUCAUUUUCAGAAACUCACCUAUUAAUUGAUAAAAAAACAAAUCGUGAAUAUAUUGGGAAAUUAUUUAAAUUAAAUAAUCCAAUCAGUCGUAUAAAUGGUGCACGUGAAAUGGAAUGUUUAACACGUUUAUGUCAUAAAAAUGUUUUGCAAUUAAUAGAUGCAUUUAUCAGUGAUAAUGUUCUUAUUUUAGUUUAUGAAAAAUUGUCCGGUUCAAAUCUACUUGAUUCAGUUCUGGCAUGUGAAAAUUGGUCAGAAAUGGGAACAGCAGCUGUUAUUCGUUCAAUACUGGAAGCAUUGGAGCAUAUUCAUAAUCAAGGAGUAGUUCAUUAUGAUAUUCAACCUGAAAAUCUACUUUUUGUAAAGAAAACAAUCGAUAACUAUGAUUGUGGAAAUUCAUCGGACAAUCCUGAUUUACUACGGGCUCUUGCUUCUCUAGUAACUGAUGUAGUGAGUCAAACAGAUCGUCAUAAAAUGAAUGUUUUCAGUAAUUUGCUCAAAGUUACAGGAUUUUCUACAGCACAAACGUAUAAUACUAAUUCCCAAAAUUGUGUAAUAUGUGUACCUCCAUUACGGUACAGACCGGAAUAUGUUUCUCCAGAAAUUUUAUUACUAAUACAACAAACUAAUGGAACAGUUCCUGGAACUAUUCACACUUAUUCUGAAAAUUUAGGUCCACCUUCAGAUAUAUGGAGUCUCGGAGUAUUAACGUAUAUCCUACUUGUCGGUUGGCCUCCUUUUAUUGAUUAUGAGACAGGUAGUAUUCUAACUGACAAUAUAUUACAAGCUAUUAUUCCAUUCGAUGUACCAGAAUUGGAAAAUAUUUCAAAUGAAGGCAAAGAUUUUAUUUCACAACUUUUACAAGCUGACCCUACAAAAAGACCUUCAGCUAAAGAAUGUUUAUCUCAUCCAUGGAUUCAAAUAUUUUCACAUUCUGAAAAUAAAUCAGAAUAUAUACUAAAAAAAUUGAAGAAAUAUAAAGAGUUCUAUAAUUCAAUACAACCAGUUUACAUUAUCAGUGAUGAGAAAAAUUAUAAUUCUGAUUUGAAAAAUCAUUUAGCUUCUAUGAUAAGGCAGCCAACUCCAAGUGAAGAUACAGAAAGUGUACUUUCUUCGCGAUCAUCAUCAAUUCUUGGUUUACGAGAAAGUUCCGAGCCAUACAGUGAAUCUCAAUCACAACUGCUUGAUCGAUAUGAGGCACAUGAUGAAAGAUUUAUAAUUCCACCAAACACCAAUAUUCCUACUGCAGACGACGCGUCGGAAAUAAUUGAGCAGAAAUUCAAUUUACAAAGACAAAAUACUCUUACAGAAGCUACUUCCUUAGAAGAAUCAACUUAUACAUUAAUAAAAGAACAAGAAAAAUCAUCAGUGAAUCCUGAUCAAGAAAAUCAACCCACUUCAGUAAAACGUAAUGAGAUUGGAAAUAAAUUUAGUGCUCCAGUGUUUGCUAGUCUACUUCGAGAUGCAUAUUUCAGCGUCCAUACAAGAGAAGUGAGAUUUACUUGUCAACUUGCUAGUGCUCCCUACCUUCCAGAGGGUAUUAGUGAUUAUGAAGAAAUUAUCAGUGAAAUAUAUCCAACCGGCUUGAAUUUUAAUAAAAUCACUAGUUCUUCGGCUGCUGCCGCAUGGUACUUAGAUGGUUGUUUACUCUCCGAUGGCCCAGGUGUUAGUUUAGGUGUAGAACAAGGAGGAUGGUUAUGGCUUUGUUUAAGUGAUCUUCGUCCGGAACAAGAUCGCAGUGUUAUUGAAUGCGUGGUAAGAAAUCGUGCUGGAAAAUCAAGAACAAAAGCACGACUUUUAUUUAGUGAUAUGCCGAAACCCCCUGGUCGACCAGGUCUUAUCGAUAUUCGUCCUACAGAAGCAUUGAUUAGUUGGCUAUCUUCAACAUCAGAUUCGAAUGAAGAUCUGAUUUAUCGCCUUGAUAUCAAAUAUUCAGAACGUGAUAAUGAACCACCUUCAUGGCAUCGACUUGGGUUCACCGUAGAUUGUCGAUAUCUUAUUAAUAAUCUUAAACCUGGUGUAUAUUAUCGUGUCCGUGUAUCCGCCAGAAAUUCAUUCGGUUGGGGCAAUUACAGCAUUGCAUCUUCUGAUUUCCGUACUCCUAUUGUUUCUAUGGAUCAGUCACCAACUAUUCUAUCGCCCAAUGAACGAACAUGGAUCUUCAACUGGCGUCAAUCAGCAAAUAUCUACGCAUUAAGCGAUCAUCCAAUAGCUUUACAAUAUGCAAUUGAUCAGCCAAUCAGUGUACCUCCACCACCAGACAAAAUUUUACAGAAACUCAAUCGAUAUAAUGGGAUAAUUCCAAGUUUAGAUGUAUUGAAAUCCAUAUGUAGACCAAUUUGUUUGAUAAAUAAAGGAACAUAUACAAAACUUAUUCUUGGAAAAACUCAUCCAAUGCUAAGUGAAGGAGUGAAUUUCAAUAAUGUUCGACAUCAAAGCAUAUCUCUCCCACCUAGAUUACUAAGCAAAAUCACAUAUCUUAACUUAGAAGAUAAUAAUCUAUUGAAAAAAGCCCGUCGUGAAGCAUUAAUGCUUACUAUUCUUCAUGGAUCUUGUGGUGGAACAUAUUCUUCAUUUGAAGAUUUUUAUAGUGAACAACAUAACUCAUAUCUUUAUACUAAUCAACGACAACUAUUACCAUCUGGUUGGUCAACUGGUUGGUUAGAAGAUGAUGCAGUUAAACCGACACGAAGUAUAUCAGUAAUGCAAUGGAUUCCUGGUGGACGUCUUAUUGAUGUUUUGUGCGGUCGAGUAGAAUAUACUGAAUUUUCUGUUAUGAUGUGGAGUCAACAAAUUCUUUCAGCGUUAAAAUGGUUCUACGCAUGCUUUUUAGGACAACCACAUGGAAAUAUUUGUCCGGAACAUAUACUUGUUGCACGACGGACAUCUUCGCUCCCAGAUAUUGUAUUGACUGGGUUCGGUCAUGAAUCUGUUUUAGAUGAAACCAACAACUACUUUUCAGCUCCCGAGUUAUGCAAGAAUCAGUCGAAAUCAAUGGCUUCAGAUUUGUGGAGUGUGGGAGCUGUCAUGAGACUAUUACUGACAGGUGAAAAUCCAAAUGAAAUUGAUGUUCAAAGAAAAAAUUCGACAUCUGAUGAAUCAAUAAAACAGCAAUAUGAUAAAACCAAGAUUAAACAAUCUAAUGAAUUGUCAUCUACAAUUAAUUCUGAAAAUACUUUACGAAAUCAUUUAAAUAUUAAAAAAUUGAAAAGGUUUUCCAAACCUGCAAGAAAAUUUAUAUACAAUUGUCUUAAUCCUUCACCAAGGAAACGUGGAACAGUUGAUUUUUGGCUUAAUUCUCAUUGGUUCAAUUUCAAUGCUGACAAUGUGAACAAUUUAACUUCAGUGAUCAUUCCCACAAAUUUACUAAGAUCAUGCAAACUUGUUCUAGAUCAAAAAACAAAUGUUGACGAAACAGAAGAACUACAGUUUCCUUGA